Molecule: messenger RNA, 351 nt
Organism: Magnolia sinica
Lineage: Eukaryota; Viridiplantae; Streptophyta; Magnoliopsida; Magnoliales; Magnoliaceae
Exons: 4
Coding region: 1-351 (116 amino acids)
Molecular function (GO): calcium ion binding
Source: RefSeq, a predicted model, not a curated record
AUGUUUCCAUCUACUUUCAAAGACGAUGAAGUUAUUGGGCAUAUCAUCACAGAUCUUGAUGUGGAGAAUGAGUCUCUCUCAACUGAAUCUCCCAACUCUUUGGAAGAUUUCCUGGCACACUUUGAAGAUCCAAAUGAUAAUAUGAUAACAGAAAUAGUGGAUGCCUUGCAUCUGCAUGUUCUUUCUGCUGCCCAUUCAGAAUUUGAUCUGCUGAAGGCAUCUGAAGCACUGAAAAGAGCUGACACUGAUUAUGUGGAGGAACUAAAGGAGGCUUUCAAGGUCUUUGACAAGGAUCAAAAUGGUUACAUUUUUGCUGAAACUGUUGCAUCUCAUUUGGAUAGCAUCGAUUAG